CGCGUGUGGAGGGAGCACAGAGCGCAUGCGCAAAGGCUGCGUUUUUUGGACCAAAACACGAGGACGGCAGUGAGUUAGGACGGUUGAGCUAAACGCUCUAAUAUGACAGCUAAGGCGAGCGGAAAAAUACGUCUCGUCUCGUUAAGGGGUUUCAUUUUUAGUCUUAACACAUAACUGCAAUUCAUGCUAGAGAUCCUCCAAUAAUGCCAGCCGGAGUGAACGCGCAAGCUGCUGGGAUCCCCAUGUCCGAUGCUAUGGGGUCUUUCAAAAGGAGGAAGAGAAAGUCCAUUACUGUGACUGCAUUGUUAUUUGUAGUGUCUAUACUUAUACUAAUCUUUGGCUUGGCUGCCACCACAAGGACAAAGAACAUUACAGUUGGAGGCUACUAUCCUGGAGUCAUUCUUGGUUUUGGCUCCUUUCUCGGAAUCAUUGGGGCUCAUUUAAUUGAGAAUAAGAGGCAGAUGCUGGUAGCUUCCAUCGUCUUUAUCAGCUUUGGUGUGGUGGCUUCAUUAUGUUGUGCGAUAGUGGAUGGCGUUUUUGCUGCAAGACACAUCGACCUCCGACCUGUUUAUGCUGGUCGAUGUGAAUACUACUCCAGUGUAACAGCCUUUGAUGUGGAUGUUCACUGCCAGACAGCGUCGCGUGUAUCAUGUAACCUGCGUGUGAAGAGUAAGACAUGCUACUGCUGUGACCUCUACAACUGUGGGAAAGAACAUCCUCUUUUGGGACUUCAGAGUAAAGAUGUUUUGAAAAAAAUUAGGAAAACGUCCAUGAUUUGGAACCAUGUUGACCCCAGAGGAGGCUACCAUGAGUACACAGAUGUGCACAGUUGCCAAGAUGUUGUGUACCUUUACCACCUGUUGUGGUCUGCCACCAUUCUCAACAUCAUUGCCUUCUUCCUGGGUAUCAUCACAGCAGCAGUGCUCGGAACCUUCAAGGACAUGAUGCCAUCUACAGCCCCUGACACAUGUGAACCAGAUUCUCUGGCUACCCCAGCAGCCCCUGAGGCUCAUGCCCCAACCACCCCCAACUCCUUCUACAACACUGCCCCCUGCCUGCCACCUUAUACUGCCUACGACCUCCAGGUUUCCAACAUGUUUCCUGACUCUUCUGGCCUAUCUGAUGACUCACAGUCUGGAGCCAGUCACAUGUGGCCCACUAUGAUUCCUCCACGCUAUUCUCCUCCUUAUUAUCCACCCGAUGAUAAACCUCCACCGUACAGUCCUUAAAGGACACCAAAAAGAGUCAUGGUAUUACUGGCAAUAGGCCCUAAGGAUUGAGGCGUGAAUGGGCAUACAUACCUUAAAAACAGAUCCUGCUGCUGUGGAGGGUCACUGCACAGGCAAUCCUGCUGAUGUGAUGUCUGUUGAACGGAAGCAGAUCGUAGCAGAAGCUGAAUGUUCAUCUCUACAAAGCAGAUCUACACAGUUGUCCUGUUUAGGUACACUAGGCAGCCUCAUGACUCCACGCUAAAACUAACAUCAAGACUGUUCACAAAUAUGCCUUAAAAGUGUCAUUAUGCUCCUGUCAUGAGUCUUGUCUGUGAGCUGUUUGGACACAGUGACUCUGCCACCAUGCAUCUCCCUUGCCAUAUUAAGUGACUGUUUCCAAAGUGGCACAGUGUGUGCUGUUUGUUUUUGGCUCACCUCAGCCAAAGAGAAAUAAGAAGACUUGUAUGUAUGUCUGUCUGUAUGUAAUGUCUUGUUUAUUUGCACUUUACUGUACAUGAAUAUAACUGUAAAACAUCAAGCUACAUAAUCCUUCCUUGUCAGUUCGGGCAGCUAGAAAUAAGCAUAUGGAGCCCACAGCAUACUUCUACUAUUGUCAAAGCAGGAUAAAAGAUGGUCAUUUUAUUUAAUACCUCACCCAGGUACAAAUAAUAUGAAUUGUGCAAUCAUAUGUUCAAUCACCUGCAGUGUAAAUAUCCUUUUAAUGAUUUUUAAAUAAUCCUAUUACAAUGACAGAUUUCAAAAUGAAAGAUUUGUAAAUAGAACAUGCAGAUAGAUCCUUAGAUCACCUCUGAGAGUUAUCUCAGGUUUGUAAAUAUAGACUCGCAACUUAUUAAAAAGUGGCAACACAUGAAAUAUUUCAGAACAUUACACGAGAUGCAGAUUUAAUAGGUUAAAACAUUGUUACUGCAGUGACAAAGUAAAUUCCACAUAACAUGUACACUUAAGCUGUCCAUGUAUGACCUAGUGUUACAUGUUUAAUGUACCGGAACAGUUCAUACUGCCUUCUUAAUGUACAUUUAAAUCAUAUCUUAAAAGGUGUCUGUUCACUGUGAUUAGUCUAUAGAUUUAGAUGUAUUUGAUGUUUUUUUUUACUUAUUUAUUUUAAAUGUACAGAUCUGUUAGCAAAAUCUGUAGAUGGCAGAAACACAAAAAUUAACAGGAAUCACAUACGAUCCUUUCUGUGUCUGUUUAAAAUACAUUUUGUGUGUAUUAAUAUUACCUUUGUACUGCAGAGCUGGAUCUGGUGGUUCCAAACAAAAACAGACAACAGUGUAGACCAG
Messenger RNA from Tachysurus vachellii, 2512 nucleotides. It is a transcript of the gene tmem255a, whose product is annotated as transmembrane protein 255A. The coding region runs from base 204 to 1229 and encodes 341 amino acids. The transcript is spliced from 10 exons. The record is from RefSeq and is a predicted model, not a curated record. Lineage: Eukaryota; Metazoa; Chordata; Actinopteri; Siluriformes; Bagridae.